UGGGGAUUCUGCUGAUGCACGCCGUGCAUUGAUUUCCGCAGGGAUUGUGUGGCUUUCGAUCCUCUCGUAUCCCCAUCACUUCUGGCAGACACAUCAUGGUGGGUAAGUUGAUGCACCAAUGAAAUGACUGCAAGAAUUGGAGGUGCGAGACCCACCGGUUUUGCAGGUGCCAUACUUAAACGGUAACGAGUUAUUGGAACUCUGCAGUGAAUUAUGGCGACGAACCUUAACAGUCAGGGGACGUAUGCAGCAUGUGUGUAACAAUGGCUCAAUCCUCGAAGCCGCCCCCAGCGGACUCAACUUGAAAACUCACCCACUUGACUGCGCAUACUCCCGCCACAACCAAGAUCCCCAAAAAAAAUUGCAAGUGUUGCUCUCAAAUAAAAAGCCCGAAACUCCAGCCAACGCGUCCCUUGUCCCUUUAACUCGCCCGGACCCGCAUCAUUCCACCCUGCUAUUUCCCCAAUCACGCUCAAAUCUCCCCGCUCUCUACUCCGCUUGCAACAUCUCCCGCUUACUUAGCAGCCUCACAAUCAUAGGCCUCGACAUCAUAUGCGAACCUCGGCCCACUAAGGUAACACCUUUCCUUCUUUGGGUUCCACCCCAUUUCCUGGGGCAUACGGCCCUGUAUUCUACCUCUCCGCGCUUGGGGUGUUGGUCUCUGUCUUCGGGUUCGUUUGAGGAUGGGAUUGCGAGGGCGAAGAGGCUGAGGGAGAGGCUGAGGAGAGUGGUGACUGUCACAUUGGGAGACACAUCUUUGUCGGAUUGAUGGGUUGUUCCUUGAGAAAAUUGAACGACCUUCCUUUUGUCGCGAAUUUGAAGGUUUUGCAGGGUUUGUUGUUGGGCCUGCAAGGGAAUAGAGGGUUCCAAUGUUGGUGGCUGUUGGGCUGAAGGGAUUCCGAACACUUGCCUUGAGUGGCUUGCUCAGCCCCUAAAGCGCUCGCUUGAGGCCCAAUGGGAGGUUGCCAGGCGCGUA
Messenger RNA from Hyaloscypha bicolor E, 976 nucleotides. RefSeq lists its product as uncharacterized. Lineage: Eukaryota; Fungi; Ascomycota; Leotiomycetes; Helotiales; Hyaloscyphaceae. The transcript has a single exon. The record is from RefSeq and is a predicted model, not a curated record. The coding region runs from base 245 to 769 and encodes 174 amino acids.